AUCAAAGCACUUGUUAUAUUUUCAGUCACUUCUUCCUUACUUUCUCUUUCAGUCAUCCUUUUCUCGUAGUGCCAUUAUCACGGUCAAAAUAUUCUCUUCAUCAUAAUCAGUCAUUCCCCAGUUUCAAGGUAUUCCGAGUCGCUCCUUCAAUUUCGCGUCGCCUCCGUAUUUAGUCGCUGCCUUCCAGCGCCUAGUCGGCGCAACCGCAUUACCCUGUAGCAUCUGACAGUCAAAAGAGUCAACAUGACAGCACCACCAGCCAGACAGUGGGGAGUCACUCCGCCAAUUUCCACUGCUCUUCCUACACCUGAUGAGCUUGCCGCCAACGAUGAUUUGAUCUCCGAGCUGAAGGCGCAGAAUAAUUUCGAAAGUCCUGCAGAGACCGAACGCAGACAACAAGUCCUUCAACUCCUGCAGCGUGUCGCCAUUGAGUUCGUUAAAGUUGUUAGCCGCAAGAAGGGUCUCUCUCCCGCCGCCGUGGAGGCAGCUGGUGGCAAGGUUCUCACGUACGGCAGUUACCGUCUUGGAGUCUAUGGACCGGGAUCGGAUAUUGAUACGCUGGUCGUCGGGCCCAAGCAUGUCAUCAUCGACGACUUCUUCGCUGAUUUUCCCCCCGUGCUUGAAAGGAUGGCUCCAGCGGGAGCAAUCGAGAAAAUGACACCAGUCCCCGACGCGUUUGUCCCAAUCAUCAAAAUGGAACUAUCCGGCAUUAGUAUCGAUCUGAUCUUCGCACGCUUGAUUGUGCCAUCCGUGCCUAUGAGUCUCGACUUGAAGAACAAUGACUAUCUGCGAGGCUUGGAUGAGAAGGAAGUCCGGUCGCUCAACGGUACUCGUGUGACUGACCAGAUUCUGGAGCUCGUACCUCAGCAAAAAACAUUCCGGCUGGCCUUGCGUGCCAUUAAGCUCUGGGCACAGCAACGAGCCAUAUACGCUAAUGUUGUGGGGUUCCCCGGUGGUGUUGCUUGGGCAAUGCUUGUCGCCAGAGUCUGUCAACUCUACCCUCAGGCCACGGGGUCUGUGAUCGUCGGCAAGUUCUUUCGAAUCAUGACUAAGUGGGCCUGGCCCCAGCCUGUCUUAUUGAAGCCUAUUGAAGAUGGCCCCCUGCAAAUGAAAGUGUGGAAUCCGAAGAUUUACACCGGUGAUCGAUUUCAUUUAAUGCCCAUCAUUACACCUGCGUAUCCCUCCAUGUGCGCUACUCACAACGUUUCUGUGUCGACUAAAACUGUUAUUUUGCGCGAAUUACAGAGAGGUGGCGACAUAGUGGACAAAAUUUUCAUGAAACAGCUCAACUGGAGUGAUUUGUUCAAACGGCACACGUUCUUCACGCAGGAUUACAAGUAUUAUCUCAGCAUCACGGCGUCUAGUAGAACCAAGGAAGCAGAGUCAGUGUGGUCGGGUCUUGUGGAGUCAAAAAUUCGCCAUCUCGUCGGUGCCCUUGAUAGGAAGGCCACAAUCGCCGUCGCACAUCCAUUUCCCAAAGGUUUUGAGAGGGUGCAUAAAGUUUCUUCUGAAGAGGAAAUCGAGGCAGUCAAGAUUGGCUCUACUAAAUAUCAAGAUAGGGACAUCAAAACCGAGACCACCGAUGAGACGAAGGAUGCGGCCCACGAGGCCGCUGCGCAAAACGGUGCGGAAAACAAAGAGGUUCCAGCCGCGGAGCAGAAAGCGGCAGAGGACACUCGGGUCAUGUAUACGGCAACAUACUAUAUUGGCCUGGAGCUGAAACCACUCGAACCAGGUGCCUCACGGUCGUUGGACAUCUCCUCUGAUGCCCAGCUUUUCAAAUCUCUUUGCACCUCUUGGCCCGGAUACCAGCCUGGAGUCAUGGAUGUGGCGAUCACACAUGUUCGCAACUUCGACUUGCCCGACGAUGUUUUCCAGGCUGGAGAGAAGAAGCCUCUCCGCCCGAAGAAGAAGGUCAUCAAGAGGACCGACAUGAGCGGCCACAAGCGGAGCAUCGAAUCAUUGGACGACGCCUCCCAACCGGCUGCCAAGCGCCAGGUCACAUCCAACGGUGUCCCCAAUGGAGUGACUAGCAGUGCAACUACGCCCGCAUGAGGCGUGGUUCCGAGCAUCCGACAACACACAAUCCC
Aspergillus saccharolyticus JOP 1030-1 is the source of this 2090-nucleotide messenger RNA. RefSeq names its product polynucleotide adenylyltransferase. NCBI's taxonomy places the organism in Eukaryota, Fungi, Ascomycota, Eurotiomycetes, Eurotiales, Aspergillaceae. Gene Ontology annotation, molecular function: poly(A) RNA polymerase activity; RNA binding. Gene Ontology annotation, cellular component: nucleus. The record is from RefSeq and is a predicted model, not a curated record. The transcript has 8 exons. Bases 244 to 2055 code for a protein of 603 amino acids.